AAAAAUCAUAUUAUUUUUUCUGUUAAAUUUUUGACUCAAUACGUCUUAUCAUUAAACACGUAUACACCGUUAUCAGUGAAAGUCGAUUUAGUUGUAUUAUUGUGAAAUUUACAUCUAAACUGGGAAUCAAGUUCAAGUUCAGUUUAUUUUAUUUAUUUGUUUUUUUUUCAUAUUCAGCACUUCAAAAUAUAAAUAUUUCUAACAUUAGAUUGAGAAUGAACAUGAUGAACAUGAGCAUGACAACAAUGUCUGGACCCGUUGCCAAACGUCAUAGGAUGUGGAUGUGGUACCACGUAGAUGUCGAGGAUACUGUACUUUUCAAAAGUUGGACGGUUUUUGAUGCCGGAACAAUGGUAUGGACAUGCUUCGUUGUCGCUGCUGCUGGAAUUUUGCUAGAAGCUCUGAAAUAUGCAAGAUGGGCAACUGAAGAACGCAUGAAGAUAGAUCAGGAGAAUGUAGACUCAAAAACCAAGUACGGAGGAAUUAAAAUACCGGGGAAGAGUGAGAAAUAUAAGUGGGUUCUUUUGGGCAGGAAAUAAAACAAAAAACGGGAAAUUGUAAUUCAAAGUAACUAGUAGUUUGAAAAUAAUACAUUUCUAUUUUGUCAUUGAUUGUCAAGUUUAAUCGGAACAAUGAAAAAAUUCAGUUUUUGGAAGCGACACAUUAUCGAUUCUUUGUAUCACUUCUGGCAACUUCUACUUGCAUAUAUUUUGAUGAACGUCUAUAUGGUUUUCUCGGUAAGUUCUGAAAUUUAGUACAAACAUUUUAAUUUUAUUUUCAGGUCUACAUUUGCUUGUCAUUAUGCUUUGGCCUAGCUAUUGGGCACUUUGUUUUUGCUUCAAGAACUGGAUCAUCGCUAUAGAAUUGCUCAAAUGAAAGUAAAUGUUAAAAUAAAUGUUGUGAGAAAACUAUUAUUUUAUUGUUAGUUGACAUUAAAUCAGAAAUAAAUAAAUUCGAUUU
Messenger RNA from Caenorhabditis elegans, 960 nucleotides. RefSeq names its product Copper transport protein (gene chca-1). Gene Ontology annotation, cellular component: membrane. Gene Ontology annotation, biological process: copper ion transmembrane transport. The transcript is spliced from 2 exons. Bases 216 to 539 code for a protein of 107 amino acids. NCBI's taxonomy places the organism in Eukaryota, Metazoa, Nematoda, Chromadorea, Rhabditida, Rhabditidae. Gene Ontology annotation, molecular function: copper ion transmembrane transporter activity. The record is from RefSeq and is marked reviewed.